Diabrotica virgifera virgifera (western corn rootworm) is the source of this 1595-nucleotide messenger RNA. RefSeq lists its product as uncharacterized. NCBI's taxonomy places the organism in Eukaryota, Metazoa, Arthropoda, Insecta, Coleoptera, Chrysomelidae. The transcript is spliced from 2 exons. The record is from RefSeq and is a predicted model, not a curated record. The coding region runs from base 343 to 1467 and encodes 374 amino acids.
UCCACGUCAUUCUACGUAAUUUUAUUCUAAAAAGUAGAAUUAGUCCGGAGAAGAAUUAGCAGCAUAGUAUUCCAUAACAAAAAAGUGGUGUCAGAAAUGGGAUCUCAGUAACAGAGUUCCUCUGGUUGCUGAGAGAAAGAAAAGCUGAGGAAAUUUCGAAUUGGCUUAUUUCCUUCGAGGAACCAUUCGGAAGAAACUGUCAGUGUGGAAAAUUCGCCACUACAACAACUGUUUACAUUAGGGUCCAGUACAAAUCCAGUUCCAAAUCCAGUGCCAGCCCAAGUUACUACUACCCUAUUGUAGUAACAAUCUGAAGUAGAGGUGAACCAGGAAUAAGAGACUAUGCGACUAACCAUAAAAUUAAUAUUCUGCAUGCAUGUAAUAAUAUGGUUGACAAAUGAUGAGCACAUCUACAAGCAAUACACCAACACUCCUAUCAACAAAUCACCUGGAAUUUAUUACGAACACAUAAAAAAUGUUCAAUGUAUUGAAACUCGUUGGAACAUAUUACGUCAUAUUCCUUUACAACCUUUUACAGACAAAUUAAAUUUUGUAGAUCUCACCUAUCAAAAGACAUUAAGACUGUGUCAAAACAAACCAGUUCUUACUGAAUUACUAUUAUGUGAUACUUCACUAAAACUUUUGGGGCAAAUCAUACCUAGACUCUUCCAAGAUGAACAAACUUUAAAAAAUUUAAUUCUGCAUGAACAUUCUAGACCAAAACGAGUUCUAUUUAAUGCAAUUGGAUCUGUUUUUAGGACUUUAUUCGGUACCUUAGACAGUGAUGAUGCGGAAAAUUUCAAUAAUGCUAUUAACAAAGCUGAAAUUAACGAAAAUCAUCUUCUUGAUUUACUCAAACAACAAAUUCAUGUAGUAAAAGCCACGAUUGCAAAUUUUAAUAACUCUAUUACGAAUCUAGACCGAAACAAAGUAAUUUUUGAUAAAAAUUUCGAAUCAAUAACGAAUUACACAGAUAAAAUUAAUAAUAAAUAUUUUAAUUUAGACUUAAAACAAACAAUAGAAGAGCAUUUUACCUUACUAAAUUUAUUUAUAACAGAAUUACAACAAGAAUAUUCUGCUUUAAUAAACAUUGUUCUAUUUGCAAGAAAUAAUAACCUUCAUCCUUCUGUUAUAACACUUGACCAACUAAUUCAAGAAUUAUCUAAAACAGUAACGCAUUUGCCUAGUACAUCGACUUAUCCAUUUCCAUUGACUAUCGAUUAUGCUCAUAAGUAUUUCGAAAUUAUUUUACUUAAAUAUAUAUAUUUUGAUAACAAAAUUUUAAUUUCGGUUAGUAUACCUUUGGUUAGUAAUACUCAUUAUUCUCUCUUUAACCUAAUAUCUCUUUCUAUAAUUCAUCCAACAUUAAAGAAACUUACCUUUAUUCUCCCAUCUGUCAAAUAUCUUGUUCUUUCAGAAAAUAGAAACAUUUAUCUUACUAUUGAUACAUUAGAAGGCUGUUAUUAAUUAGAUGAGGAAAAACUUAUUUGCAAAAAUCCUGAUACUUUCCGAUUUACACACGUUAAUCCAGUUUGUGAAACCGAAUUGUUAACUUCAAUAACAAACAUACCGUCUAGUUGCGAUACUCGCAUAAU